Ophidiomyces ophidiicola is the source of this 3069-nucleotide messenger RNA. RefSeq names its product FACT complex subunit spt16 (gene SPT16). Gene Ontology annotation, cellular component: FACT complex. Gene Ontology annotation, molecular function: nucleosome binding. The record is from RefSeq and is a predicted model, not a curated record. The transcript has 7 exons. Lineage: Eukaryota; Fungi; Ascomycota; Eurotiomycetes; Onygenales; Onygenaceae. Gene Ontology annotation, biological process: positive regulation of transcription elongation by RNA polymerase II; transcription elongation by RNA polymerase II. Bases 1 to 3069 code for a protein of 1022 amino acids.
AUGGGAGAAGAAAUCAAAAUUGACAAGGCGUUGUUCUCCGAUCGCCUAUCUACUCUUUACACAGCAUGGAAGGCGGACAAGCGAUCUACCAGCCCUGUGUUUGGCGGAGCCACUUCCAUUGUGGUCGUGAUGGGCAGAACGGAGGACACGAACUCCUUUCAGAAGAGCAAUUCAGUGCAUUUCUGGCUUCUCGGAUACGAAUUCCCCGCUACCCUCUGCGUAUUCACACUAGAAGGGAUGUACGUUGUCACAACUGGGAAAAAAGCCAAGCAUUUGGAGCCUUUGCAGGGCGGCAAAAUUCCCGUGGAGCUUUUGAUCAUUUCGAAAGACCCUGAAACUAAAACAAAAGCAUUUGAAAAGUGUCUGGACUUGAUUAAAUCCUCAGGCAAUAAAGUCGGUGUCCUUCCUAAAGACACCUCUUCUGGCCCCUUUGCGGAUGAGUGGAAACGAACAUAUUCAGAUAUUUCUAAAAAUAUUGAAGAAGUAGACAUUGGGCCGGCGUUAUCCAGUGUCUGUUUUUCUGUGAAGAGCCAGGAAGAACUGAUUCUCAUGCGAAAUGCCGCUCGCGCCUGCAGUGGACUUAUGUCAGAGUAUUUUGUUGAUGAGAUGUCACAACUUUUGGAUGAAGAAAAAAAAAUGAGCCAUAGGGCACUGUCUGCGAAAAUUGAUGCGAAACUUGAUGACGCCAAAUUUUUCAAUAAGUUAAAACUGCCAGCCCAAUUCGAUGCCCAGCAUAUUGAUUGGGCGUACGGUCCUAUUGUUCAGAGUGGCGGCAACUAUGAUUUGAAGUUCAGUGCUAUCAGCGACUCUAAUAAUCUGCAAGCUGGCAUCAUCAUUGCCACGUUUGGCAUUCGAUACCAAACCUAUGCCGCAGCCAUUGGACGCACUUUUCUUGUUGACCCUACGAAGUCUCAAGAAAACAAUUAUGGCUUUUUACUCAGCGUUUAUGAUGCAGUUAUUAAAGAAAUUCGUGAUGGGGCAGUAGUAAAAGACCUUUAUAACAAGGCAUUGGGCCUCAUCCGGGCCAAGAAACCUGAUCUUGAGAAACAUUUUGUGAAAAAUAUUGGUGCAAGUAUUGGCAUCGAAUUACGAGAUAACAACAUGGUUCUCAAUGGGAAAAAUACCAAAACUUUGAGAAGUGGAAUGACCUUGUGCCUUGCUGUCGGUUUUACGGAUGUUGCGGAUCCCGAUGCCAAAGAAAAGAAAGAUCGAACUUACUCUAUGGUCAUCACCGAUACAGUUCGUGUUGGCGAUAGUGGUCCUCAUGUUUUCACCAAAGAUGCUGGCAUGGACUUGGAUUCGGUGUCAUUUUACUUUGGUGAUGAGGAAGAAGAGCAAGCAAAACCAAAGAAAUCUAAACAGGAAUCCCAGCGAUCGAGUGCCAUCGCCAGCAAAAAUAUUACAAAGACGAAAUUGCGAGCAGAAAGGCCCACCCAAAGUAACGAGGGUGCAGAGGCGCGCAGGCGAGAGCAUCAAAAGGAACUCGCGGCAAAAAAAACCAAGGAAGGCCUUGAGCGAUUUGCUGGCACAACAGGUGAUGAGAAUGGUGUAGCACAAAAGAACUUCAAAAGAUUUGAGUCCUACAAGAGAGAUAGUCAGCUACCCACUCGAGUGAAGGAUUUAGCCGUCUACGUUGAUCUCAAGGCCUCGUCCAUUAUUGUUCCCAUUAUGGGCCGUCCCGUGCCUUUCCAUAUAAACACAAUCAAAAAUGCAAGCAAAAAUGACGAAGGUGAAUAUGCGUACCUACGUAUCAAUUUCCUAUCCCCAGGUCAGGGUGUUGGUCGAAAAGAUGAUCAGCCCUUUGAGGAUCCUUCAGCCCAUUUCUUGCGAAAUUUGACAUUAAGAUCCAAAGAUAAGGAUAGACUUGGCCAAGUGGCUCAGGAUAUCACCGAACUUAGGAAGAAUGCCCUGCGACGGGAGCAGGUCAAGAAAGAAAUGGAGGAUGUCGUUGAACAAGACAAACUUAUCGAAAUUCGAAAUCGUCGGCCGGUGAAACUACCUGAUGUUUACCUUCGACCCCCGUUGGAUGGAAAACGAGUUCCCGGAGAGGUUGAAAUACAUCAAAACGGUCUUCGAUACUUAUCUCCCUUACGAAAUGAUCAUGUUGAUGUUCUUUUCAGCAAUGUGAAGCACUUAUUCUUUCAACCCUGUGCCCACGAGAUGAUUGUUAUUAUCCAUGUCCACCUAAAAACCCCUAUUAUGAUUGGCAAGCGAAAGACUAGAGAUGUUCAAUUUUACCGUGAAGCCACGGAGAUGCAAUUUGACGAGACUGGGAACCGCCGGCGAAAGCAUCGAUACGGAGACGAGGAAGAGUUUGAGGCUGAACAGGAGGAAAGAAGACGCCGGGCCGCCUUGGAUCGUGAAUUCAAAGCUUUUGCAGAGAAGAUUUCUGAUGCCGGAAAAGAUGAAGGGGUUGAUGUCGACAUUCCAUUUAGAGAGAUCGGUUUCACUGGAGUGCCUAACAGAUCAAAUGUUUUGGUACAGCCCACAACUGACGCUGUUGUUCAGCUGACCGAGCCUCCAUUUUUGGUUGUUACUCUUAACGAAAUCGAAGUAGCGCAUCUGGAGCGUGUGCAAUUCGGCCUGAAAAACUUUGACUUAGUAUUUGUGUUCAAAGACUUCCACCGACCGCCUGCUCAUAUAAAUACAAUUCCUGUUGAAAACCUUGAGGGUGUUAAAGACUGGCUUGACUCGGUUGAUAUUGCGUUCACUGAAGGACCUCUCAACCUCAGCUGGAAUGCCAUUAUGAAGACCGUCACUAGCGAUCCCCAUGGGUUUUUCCGUGAUGGCGGGUGGUCCUUCCUGGCGACAGAGUCUGACUCCGAAGAAUCAGAAGAGGAUGAAGAGUCUGCGUUUGAAAUGGAUGAUUCUGAUGUGAACGAAUCCGAAGAAAGCUCUGAGGAAGAGAGCGAGUUUGAUGAUGAUGCCAGUGCUUCGGCUAGCGAAGGCAUCAGUGGAGAUGACGAUGAGGACGGCGAGGACUGGGAUGAGUUGGAGCGUAAGGCAAAAAAGAAGGACGCCGAAAAUAAAAUGGAAGACAGAGACAGCGGGAAGAAACGCAAACGCUAA